CAGUCGUAAUUAUAAAUUUGUUAAAAUAUGAAAUAUGGACAAGUGAUUCAUCAAUAUUGCUUCCGGCUAAUUGUUUCUCCCCCGUCAUCUCGUAGAUUUCCACUAAUAUCUAGUGGGCUAUGAAAUGAGAGAAGCUAGAUAUAUUAUGUAAUUUAGUUGUCUCUAAUUAAGCCAUUUUUUUUACCAUUUUCUCGCCCCCCAUCCCCCUCUCCAAUCGACUGUCAGGCUUAUCACUAUACCAUACGAUGUACUAAAGGAGUGAAAUGAAAGGCAACAAUAACUGUGAGAUCGGAAUGAAUUUGUGCUGAAAGCUAUUCUGUGACUUUUAAUGAAUACUCUUGUUUUUAGCCUCACCGGAACUCAUCUAGGUGUGUAACGCGCUUCAGGCUUGCAUUCGCUGUAAACUAAAUACGAGCGCAAGUCAUGUCGCUGAUAUCAAAAGUAUGUUCCUCUGCCUCUCCACAAUAUGAAACUCUUUCUCGCUUGACAUGUUUCCCAGCAUUAACAUUUGUUCGAUGGCGGAAACCAAGACACGUUCCUAAAGCCCGUAGUAAGAUAUACGUCGUUAGGCAGCCAACACCAAGGGAUGCAGAAGAAACGGAACUGAUGAAAAAUUGUAAUAGAAAUUACAACACCGAAAUGAGAGCCAUCAGAUCCCAUUUGAACCAGGUAAUAGAGGAGACAAAUAAAUUGAAGAAAGUAAAAAUGCUUACACAUGGAAAGCUGGAUAGGGAGCGUGAGUGGACACGGAUGACUACAGAGAAUGAACGAUGGAAUAUUAGAGUAGCACAAAAUCGGGAACUGAGACAAGCUAAAGAUGCUGCAGUAAGAUUGGAGGAGAUCAACAGGAUUAAGGCUGUCCAGGACAGGAGAGCCACUAGACGUCAUAAAGAAGCUUCAGAAAGGGUUGCAUAUGAAUUGGACCAGAUUGAUAAAUUUAUCACGGAAAGUAAUGUAGACGAGGUGAUUGAUGAUGUACUUGACACUUCUGAGAGCUACUUAUUUGCAGUUGACCUUUCAGGAAAUGUUAUAGGAGCCAAAGCAAACCCUGAAAAAUUGGAGUCAAAAGUAACAGAUGAGCCAAAAACGUGAUAUGUUUUGAUUAAAAUGAUAUAGUCCAAA
Ylistrum balloti is the source of this 1122-nucleotide messenger RNA. Its product is annotated as small ribosomal subunit protein mS26-like. Gene Ontology annotation, cellular component: mitochondrial small ribosomal subunit. Bases 424 to 1092 code for a protein of 222 amino acids. The record is from RefSeq and is a predicted model, not a curated record. NCBI's taxonomy places the organism in Eukaryota, Metazoa, Mollusca, Bivalvia, Pectinida, Pectinidae. The transcript is spliced from 4 exons.